This is a messenger RNA of Malassezia globosa CBS 7966, 1746 nucleotides long. RefSeq lists its product as uncharacterized. Gene Ontology annotation, molecular function: serine-type endopeptidase activity; oligopeptidase activity. Gene Ontology annotation, cellular component: cytosol. The record is from RefSeq and is a predicted model, not a curated record. NCBI's taxonomy places the organism in Eukaryota, Fungi, Basidiomycota, Malasseziomycetes, Malasseziales, Malasseziaceae. The coding region runs from base 1 to 1746 and encodes 581 amino acids. The transcript has a single exon.
AUGCCCCCCGCUAUUGCUCGUCUUUGUCGACCUGUGUUGCGUGUUCCGAUCCUGCUGCAAAAAAGGACGAUGACAGCAUACAAGCACGAUUGGUCGCCGGCUGCGUACCCGUACCCGGCAGCACGUCGCUCAGAUGCAUCGACGCAGUAUCGAAGCGCUGCACAUGGCCAUGUGACGGUGCCAGAACCGUACGACUGGCUCGAAACGCCACCGUCACAAAGCUCUGAAACGGCCGCGUGGACACAGGCGCAGGCUGCAUACACGUCGCAGUUCGUGGCUCAGUGUCCUGACAAGGCUAUGCUCCAAGCGCGUCUGAAGCAGAACUGGGACUACAGCCGUACAAGUGCGCCAUCACUGAAGCCCGAUGGCCGCUACUACUACUCGUACAAUGCGGGCCUCGCUCCUCAAAGCCAAAUCUUCCGUGCGACUCGCGCACAAAUUGACGAGGCGCAGCGCACGCCACCAAAAGGCAAAGAGCCAGUAGGCGAGUUGUUUUUCGACACGAAUGUCUUGAGUACUGACGGCACCGUCGCACUCAAGUGGACAUCCUUCUCACACUCUGGCAAGUACAUGGCAUAUGGCAUUUCACGCAGUGGCUCCGACUGGUUCAAGAUCUUCUUGCGCACGACUGACUCGCCCAUGCUGUCGUGCAGCGAGGGCAGCGAUGAGGGUGGCGAUGAACGAUUGCCGGAUGUGCUGGAGCACAUCAAGUUUUCGGGCAUUACAUGGACGCACGAUGACCGCGGCUUCUUUUACCAGCGGUUCCCCGCGACGGAGCACGAAGACAAGGGCACAGAAACGGAUGCGAAUCAGGAUGCACAGCUGUACUACCACCGCCUCGGCACACCACAGUCAGACGACAUCCUUGUCGUCGACAGUGACCCAGAGACACGCAGCUCCAUGUGGCACUGCGAUGUGACGGACGAUGGCGCGUGGUGUAUCCUGUCGAACUCGAAGGACACGGACAACAAGCAUCGCUACUACAUAGCGUCGCUGGACCAGGGUGUGUCGUCCCGCAUGGCAUGGAUUCCGAUUUCUUCGCAGUUCCUGUUCAUGCUCGACUACAUCGCGAACGAUGGCACGCGUUUCUAUAUGCUGACGAACAAGGAUGCGCCCAACUAUCGGAUCGUGUCGUUUGACGUCGACCCACGAGCUGCUCAAACUGUCGAGCACGUGUGCAUGCUGACAGGCGGUAUCGAGACGUAUCAAGACGUGGUGCCAGAAGACAAGGACGGUGCGAUCCUGACGACUGCCGCUGUCAUUGAUCAGAACAAACUCCUCGCCGUGUAUUCGCGUGACGUGAAAGAUGAGUUGUGGGUGUUUGAUCUAACGACCGGUGAACGGGUGACGCGCCUAUUCCCAGAGCUGGUAGGCACAAUCAGCCAGCUCACAGGGCGCCGUGACCACAAGGAGUCGUUCGUUGCGUCGGUCUCGUUCGCGAAUCCAGGACGCGUUGACCGAGUGUCCUGGGAGGGUGUCAACAGCGAACGAGCCGUGCCGCCAGCAUCCAUCACAGAGUAUGCAACGACCCACGUCGCUGGCAUCCGAGCGCAGGACUAUGUGUCGACACAGGUGUUUGUCACCAGCAAAGACGGCACCCGUAUUCCUAUGUUUCUGACGCAUGCCAAGGACACGCCCAUAGACGGCACGGCUCCUGCCCUCGUGUACUUUUACGGCGGCUUCAACAUUCCCAUCACGCGUACGUACUUACUCCCACACGACGAUGCAAAGACUCGGGAUGACUGA